Lotus japonicus is the source of this 1067-nucleotide messenger RNA. RefSeq names its product serine/arginine-rich SC35-like splicing factor SCL33. The record is from RefSeq and is a predicted model, not a curated record. The transcript is spliced from 5 exons. Bases 55 to 825 code for a protein of 256 amino acids. Gene Ontology annotation, cellular component: nuclear speck; cytoplasm. Gene Ontology annotation, biological process: mRNA splicing, via spliceosome. Lineage: Eukaryota; Viridiplantae; Streptophyta; Magnoliopsida; Fabales; Fabaceae. Gene Ontology annotation, molecular function: RNA binding.
UGGCGGCGUUGUAUAGUUCACCUAACGCACGCUCUCAAUUCCAGACAAAGAAACAUGAGAGGAAGGAGUUACACUCCAUCUCCGCCACCACCACCGCCACGCGGUUACGGCAGAAGAGGCGGCGGUGGCGGAGGGAGAAGCCCCAGCCCUAGAGGCGGAGGCCGCUAUGGCCCCCGCCCUCGAGAUCUCCCUACCAGCCUUCUCGUUCGUAACCUUCGCCAUGAUUGCAGGCCUGAAGAUCUUCGCAGACCAUUUGGUCAAUUCGGUCCUCUUAAGGACAUUUACCUGCCUAAGGAUUACUACACUGGACAACCCCGCGGUUUCGGUUUUGUCCAGUUUGUAGAUCCUGCUGAUGCCGCUGAUGCAAAGUAUCAUAUGGAUGGUCAAAUUCUUCUCGGUCGUGAGCUGACUGUUGUCUUUGCUGAGGAAAACAGAAAGAAGCCAACUGAGAUGAGGCAUAGAGAGAGAAGUCGGGGUCGGUCUUAUGAUCGAAGAAGAUCUCCUCCUCGUUAUUCUCGUUCACCCCGCUACUCCCGAUCUCCACCACCACGCCACAGAUCUCGCUCUCGCAGUCGUGACUAUUAUUCCCCUCCUCCUAAACGCAGGGAUUCAAGAUCUGUGUCACCUGAGGAGAGAAGGUACAGUCGAGAACGAUCGUACACACCACGUAGCAGGGAGAGGUCAUACUCACGCUCUCCACCCUAUAAUGGAGGCUCAAGAAGCCGCAGUCGUAGUCCAGCUAAAGUCGCAGUCCACAGCAGAAGCCCAAGUCCGAUCCACGGUGAUGUUAGGGAGUCAGCCCGCAUUAGGUCCCCUAGUCAGUGAGAAUUGAGUAACUUGCAAUGGACUACUAGAUGUUAGAUUUUAUUUGAAUGUUCAGCAAAUUACUUGAUAUUGUUUGAUAUAAACAUUGCAUCAGUUUUUAGUUGGAUGUCUUUGAAUUUCAUCUCUAUUUCCAUCUAGUUUUAGUUGUGGACAUUGGUAUGGAAUUUGCUGCUAUCUUUAUGUCUUGGUGUUUGUCUUUUAACAAUGGAAGAGUAGACUUAAAUUGCUCUGUUGUCUGAAAA